AUGGUGGACACGUUUAUUCCAAUGGUCCAGAUUGAAUGUAACCAAAUACCAUCACGUCAUGAGCAGGGGAUUCCCCGCUUCAUCAACAGAGGUUCACAACCCAUGGUGAUGCCUGGCGUCCAAGUGAAUAUACCACAAUCUGUGACGGCCAACGGGUUUUCAAACACCGUCAUCGGCCAGAAUCCCUCAUUUCCUCCUCAGCAGACACGUGCCGUUGCUACGAUGCCACAUGUCCCUCCUGCUACCGUGUCACUAUCAAUCCAACCGCCUCACAAUCAUCAAGGACUCAACCAGUGUGUUAUCAACAAGUCCCAAAGUCCUCCAAGCCCGUCGAUAUCCUCUACAGUAUCAGGCAUGAGCGUCUAUGAGGACUGCGUCUCAAUUCAACCAACCUCUCCACGCCAGCAACCCGACCCGUUCUUCUACCAACCCUUUCUCCAGCAUUCUUUCGAUCCGAGUGGUGACCAGCCGAAGCAGAACCACGAUCCAGUGAAGUCGGUGUCUUUGUCGUCUAUUCCUAGCGGUGUUGAUAGCGGCGGCAGCAACCAGUGGACCGGCCAUCAGACAGGUCCGUCAUCGCAGACAACAACCAUCAAACCCGAGCAGGCCAUGGCGAUGGUCAACGAGAAACUCCGUGAUCGCAUCGCUACCCUUGAGAAGAAGAUCCACAGUGCCCUAGCCGAAGUGACGUUCCUUGGUGAUCGCAACUGGAGACUGGAAGCCCACGUCGAUUCCUUGAUGCACACCCUCGAGGUCCUUGGCGUCACCGAUAUCGAAGACUUAACAGGAAAAACACUGCCGCUGCCUAUGUUCCGAGUCAAGGUCAAAGCUGGUUACCGUCUCGGACCGUUUAACCGUCUCCCUCGUCGUGCCGUGUGGAGUUAUGACGAAGAUUGUAAAGAGCCACCAAAUAUCGACUUCAGCUCGGAUCGGGCUAGAACAUUGAAGGGUGACGGAGCCAAAAUGUUUCAUGACGAUGAUCUUCAUCUUCCUGCUGGCACGGACAUCGGGUUGAGCGUCCGUCAGAUGUUCCAUUACGAGCGACAGAUCGAGGCGUUACGCGAAGAGAACCAUGCCCUAUCAUCCAGAGUAACAGAACUCACAGAGCAGGAGACGAGCUUCCAGGAAAACUCCAAGAAGGUUCAGCACCAGUUUGCCGAGCUCCAGGAUGAAUGCGAAGAUACAAAGGCUGAACUGAACUGCGUUGUGAUGCGUCUUCGGAACUACGAUGGCUCUAUAUCGACGUCCCAGUCGCAUGGCGAAGACAUGGGUGACCACUGCAGUGAUUCCUCAUCAUUGUACCCAACUUCAUACAACAGUCAUCCCGAUAACGACUAUCAUCAGGGUCAUAAACCGAGUCAAGCAGGACCUUACUAUCGACGGUCUCACAAUGAGGGCGGUAUACGAGACGGAAGACGAUAUCGUAAUGUUAGAGGUCGUUGA
Molecule: messenger RNA, 1443 nt
Organism: Strongylocentrotus purpuratus (purple sea urchin)
Lineage: Eukaryota; Metazoa; Echinodermata; Echinoidea; Camarodonta; Strongylocentrotidae
Exons: 4
Coding region: 1-1443 (480 amino acids)
Source: RefSeq, a predicted model, not a curated record